Rotaria sp. Silwood2 is the source of this 717-nucleotide messenger RNA. The record is from the annotation of a GenBank genome assembly. NCBI's taxonomy places the organism in Eukaryota, Metazoa, Rotifera, Eurotatoria, Philodinida, Philodinidae.
AUGCCAAGAAACUGCUGUCAACAUCCAACGAGACAUGCAAUGUCUACAUCAAAACCAAAAGGAUUAAGAGCAGUUUCAUCGAAAUUAUCGAUGUUUUUAACGAGUCGAUAUAACAUCAUUGACACUCGUAUUCAUUGGCUCUGUCCCAGAUGUCACACAUUGGAAUCAAAGGAAAUGAAUAAUCAAACAAUGGAUAUGGAUACCGAUCGAAGUGAUAAUGACGAUGGCUCCAUGACAGAAGACACUGCCUCUGAUGAAAAUGAUAACGAUUUGGAAGGAGAAAACAAUGGUUGCAUUAACGAAGAAAUCGAAGGUGCGCCAGAAGAUAGCGACGAUGAGACCGAUUCUGAAUCAAUGGACGAAGAACCAGGUGAUGUUUCAUUUGAUCUCGAAUAUCGUCAAAAUGAGGCAAUGGAAAAAUUGUCCACUGUCUUUCGGUUAUUCAAUAUAGAUCCAAUUCAUGACAAGAUAGCGGUUUCUCCCAUUCGUGCUAAAGUCGAUGAGAUAUACAGACAUCUUCAUGGACUGUGUGAUGUGCUACAAGGAAAAGCUCAGGGUACACAUAACGCCAGUCCACACAACCUGUUGAUAAGCGAAUCAAACGAGCUUUUGGAUGGUCUGAAGAAGUUAUUUGAUGAAAGCGAUGACAUUGAGCGGGUUCGUCUGAUGACAAUUGCACCAAAGAACUGGGGUCGAAAAAAGCUUGAAAGAUGGUGA